Messenger RNA from Spea bombifrons (plains spadefoot toad), 1625 nucleotides. Its product is annotated as protein Wnt-7a-like. Gene Ontology annotation, molecular function: frizzled binding; cytokine activity. Lineage: Eukaryota; Metazoa; Chordata; Amphibia; Anura; Pelobatidae. The coding region runs from base 576 to 1625 and encodes 349 amino acids. The record is from RefSeq and is a predicted model, not a curated record. The transcript is spliced from 4 exons. Gene Ontology annotation, biological process: positive regulation of JNK cascade; cell fate commitment; multicellular organism development. Gene Ontology annotation, cellular component: extracellular region.
UCCGAAGCUUAAAGUUUGCAGCUCCAUGUCUGACGGCUCUCACAGCUCCCACUGAUUCGCAGGGCAGGGAGAUGCGCAGGCAUGGUGGCGAGUGAAGCAGGAUGGGGCAUUCCGGGUGCUGCACCCCAUCUCCUGCUGGCUGCUGUGUGCCUGCGCGCCAUGACGGCUCCGCAAAGCGCCUCUGCCUUCGCUGCAGGUAACAGGUGAAUUUGCGGUUCUUGUGCUGGCAUUUUACAUAUUUUUUUAUUUUAUUACUUUUUAUAAUAAGUUUUUAUUUUACUAACCCAAACUCUGCUGAUCGUGGCCACGGAGCUGUGUGCGGGGUGUUGGUGGCUGCUGCCAGCGCCGAGGUCCCCGUGUGACCCGCAUACUAAUCCCCUGGACCCCUGAUCGGGGGGUGUGAGGGAUCGGCCGGACAUGCUCACCCUCCCCUGGGAUUUACAAACACUCAGUGACUGACCCGGCCGCUCACAGCACUGCAGGGGGCGCUCGCCUUUGAUCCCUGAACCCCCCUGUUUGGGAGCAGCAGGACCCCCCAGAUCUGUCCGCUCUCGCAGAGCCAGCAAUCCAGGAAUAUGAACAGGAAGACAAGACGCUGGAUACUCCACAUCAUUCUCAGUCUGGGGAUUGUCUACAUUAAGAUUGGAGGUUUCUCUUCGGUGGUGGCUCUGGGGGCCAGCGUUAUCUGCAGCAAGAUCCCGGGAUUGGCUCCCAGACAGCGGGCGAUCUGUCUCAGCCGACCUGAUGCUAUCAUAGUGAUCGGAGAGGGGGCUCAGAUGGGAAUCAACGAGUGUCAGUUCCAGUUUCGGCACGGGAGGUGGAACUGCUCGGCCCUGGGAGAGAGAACGGUGUUUGGAAAAGAACUGAAAGUGGGAAGUAGAGAAGCGGCGUUCACAUACGCCAUCAUCGCUGCCGGCGUGGCGCACUCCAUCACCUCUGCCUGCACGCAGGGGAACAUGAGCGACUGCGGCUGCGAUAAAGAGAAACAGGGACAGUUCCACAGGGAGGAAGGAUGGAAAUGGGGGGGCUGCUCCGCUGACAUCCGAUACGGAAUUGGGUUUUCCAAGGUUUUUGUGGACGCCAGGGAAAUCAAGCAGAAUGCGCGGACGCUCAUGAACUUGCACAAUAACGAAGCUGGACGCAAGAUCCUGGAAGAAAACAUGAAACUGGAGUGUAAAUGUCAUGGCGUUUCUGGGUCCUGCACCACAAAGACAUGUUGGACCACGCUGCCCAAGUUCCGAGAGCUGGGUUUUAUUCUAAAAGAAAAAUACAACGAGGCCGUUCAAGUUGAACCGGUCAGGGCGACCAGGAACAAGCGGCCAACCUUCCUCAAAAUUAAGAAGCCCCUGUCUUACCGCAAGCCUAUGGACACCGAUUUGGUGUAUAUCGAGAAAUCUCCGAAUUACUGUGAAGAGGACCCGUUGACCGGCAGCAUGGGAACUCAAGGCCGAAUGUGCAACAAAACGGCUCAUCACACCAGCGGCUGCGAUCUGAUGUGCUGCGGGAGGGGGUACAACACUCACCAGUAUUCCCGCGUGUGGCAGUGUAACUGCAAGUUCCACUGGUGCUGCUAUGUGAAGUGUAACACCUGCAGCGAAAGGACUGAGGUGUUCACCUGUAAGUGA